AUGGAAUAUCGCUUGUGGUUGGCCGGUAAAGAGCAAGAUGGGAAUGCAGACCGCAUUCCCAUUGAAGAUCCAGCAACCGGAGAGAUCUUCGCGCAAUGUCACGCAGCCUCGCCAGAAGAUGUCGAGACCGCCAUCUCCGCCGCCCACGCAGCAUACAAGUCUGGCGUAUGGUCGCGUGCGAGUCGUCAUCAUCGUGCCGAUGUGCUGGAUAAAUGCGCAGCGCUUCUCUCCGAUGUCCUCCCGCAACUCAUCUCAACCGAGUCAAAGCAGACGGGUCGGGUCAUUCGGGAAAUGAAGGCCCAGGUCCCAUCUUUGACAAGAUGGUUUAAAUACUAUGCCUCCCUGCUAAGGGUUGAGGAACGGUCUGUCCUGCCGACAAUGGGUAAAUUGCACAACUUUGUCGACCGAGUGCCUCUCGGAGUGGUUGUUCAGAUUACCCCGUUUAAUCACCCGUUGUUGAUCGCCGUGAAGAAGCUUGCUCCGGCGCUUGCCGCUGGAAACAGUGUCAUAAUUAAGCCUAGCGAGAUGACUCCAUUGACAACUCUUAUGUUGGGCAAAAUUCUUCGCGAGGCGGGAAUUCCAGAUGGCGUGUUCAGCGUCUUACCUGGCUAUGGAGCUAUCACCGGUAAAGCACUGGUUGAGCAUCCCUUGGUGAAAAAGGUAGACGUGACUGGUGGUACCGAGGCCGGCAGGGCAAUUGGAAAGAUUGUUGGUGGAAAUCUGGCGAAAUACACUGCUGAGUUGGGUGGGAAAGCGCCCUUGAUCGUGUUUGAGAAGGCCAACAUCGAUACGGCGGUCAACGGAAUUGUCUUUGGAAGCUUCAUCGCAAGUGGACAGACAUGUGUGGCCAGCACCCGAAUUAUAGCCCAAAACUCGAUCAUAGACGAGCUAUUGCACAAGCUCAAGGCCAAGAUCGAGAGCAUUACACGCCGAAUUGGGGCUCCGAGUAACCCAGAAUCAACUAUGGGGCCACUUAUCUCCGAGAAGCAGUUGAGGAAUGUGGAGCGCCUAGUCAACAGCGCUCUAGAGGGAGGAAAUGCAGUUUCUCUCGUCGGUGCAAAGCGGAUGGUUUCUCAAAGCCCGCUUGACGGAUUCAACUUCGAGAAGGGAUAUUUCUACGAACCAACGCUACUUGCUUCCAGCAAAGAAAACAACAGUAUUGUAAAGACAUCUAUCUGGCGCGAGGAGGCGUUCGGACCUGUUAUUGUCGUUGCUGGUUUCGACACCGAAGAACAAGCAAUCGCAUUGGCAAAUGACAGCGAGUUUGGAUUGGGAGCCGGUGUAUGGACACUCGACCUUCCCCAGGCUUUCCGAGUGUGCGAGCAGAUUGAUGCAGGAAUUACCUGGGUGAAUACCCAUCAUCGAAAUGACCCUAGCAGUCCAUGGGGAGGUUCAAAGUCUGCGAGCGGAGUCGGGAGCGAGAACGGGGUCGAGGCUUACAAUGCCUACACAACAUCGAAAAGCACAAUCAUAAACUAUGCUUCGCCUGAUGAGUCCUUGGCUGCGGAUGACUGGUUUGGAGAUGGCUCGGGCAAUGUUAGAUAUGGUUGA
Penicillium robsamsonii is the source of this 1551-nucleotide messenger RNA. RefSeq names its product aldehyde dehydrogenase. Gene Ontology annotation, molecular function: aldehyde dehydrogenase (NAD+) activity. Bases 1 to 1551 code for a protein of 516 amino acids. The record is from RefSeq and is a predicted model, not a curated record. The transcript is spliced from 3 exons. NCBI's taxonomy places the organism in Eukaryota, Fungi, Ascomycota, Eurotiomycetes, Eurotiales, Aspergillaceae.